Eleginops maclovinus (Patagonian blennie) is the source of this 7533-nucleotide messenger RNA. It is a transcript of the gene tns2a, whose product is annotated as tensin 2a. Gene Ontology annotation, biological process: peptidyl-tyrosine dephosphorylation. The record is from RefSeq and is a predicted model, not a curated record. Gene Ontology annotation, molecular function: protein tyrosine phosphatase activity; protein binding. The coding region runs from base 448 to 5676 and encodes 1742 amino acids. The transcript has 28 exons. Lineage: Eukaryota; Metazoa; Chordata; Actinopteri; Perciformes; Eleginopidae. Gene Ontology annotation, cellular component: focal adhesion.
GAAGGGAGAGUUCUUGGGAUGGGAGGACUGGGACAGGGGAAGACAGAAGAAAGGAAUGAAGGAGAGUGUAGGGAUGUAUUGAAUGGUGUCGUCUGCGUCAAAACCAAGAAAAAGUAGGAACGUUUGGGUGUGUGAAACAAAGAAGAGAGGGGGGUGGAGGCAAAUCCACAUGUGAGUGCAGCAAGUUGGAAAGAGAGGUGUUUUUAAAAGUGUGUGUAGAAGGGAGGUGGGGGAAACAGCAAGAGCAUGCAGAGUGUAUGCUUCCCUCUGUCCACAUAGCAAGAGCCAAGAAAAGAGGAAGGUCCUCCCUGUCCUCUCUCUGCAGCUGACAAAAACAUCUGCCCAGGAGCCCGGGGCUGGACAGAGCGGGAGAGAGGACAGAAGAGAGGGAGAUAGAGGGGGGAGGUGAAGAAAAAAAGGUCCAAAGUCAAGGAGCCAUCCACCUAUAUGGGUUGCGUCCUGAGUUCGGACUGGUGUGGGGAGGAAGAGGUGCAACCAGUGGUGGCCGUUGGCAGAAACCCGUCUCUGAAGAGAAGAAGUCUGGAGAGGAGUGAAAGCGGCAGGAUGAGGCUGACAAAGGGGGGGAAGGGAGAGCCCCACGUCUUCAAGGAAAAGACCUUUAAAAAGAAGCGACAAUGCAGCGUGUGCCGACAGAACGUGGACAACGUUGGUUCCUUCUGCAGAGUAUGCAAGACAGCAACCCACAGAAAAUGUGAGGCAAAGGUGACCUCGGCAUGCAUCCCAGCUCCCACCAAUGAUCUGCAGCGUCGAGGGACCGCUCCUUCUCGACACAUCCAGCACCUGGGGUCCACCAAGUCUCUGACCUACACCAAACAGAGAAACACCCUGCCAAGGAGCUUCAGCGUGGACCGCGUGAUGGAGAGAGUCAUGGAGCGCCACUAUGACUUUGACCUGACUUACAUCACCGAGAGGAUCAUCUCUGUGUUCUUCCCCCCGAAGCUGGAGGAGCAGAGGUACCGCGUGAACCUGAAGGAGGUGGCGGCCAUGCUCAAGUCCAAACACCAGGACAAGUUUCUGCUCCUGAACCUCUCCGAGAGGCGUCAUGAUAUCACACGACUAAACACGAAGGUUCACGACUUUGGCUGGCCCGACCUCCACGCCCCGCCGCUGGAUAAGAUCUGUGCGAUAUGUAAGGCCAUUGAGACGUGGCUGACAUCUGACCCCCAGCACGUGGUGGUCCUGCACUGCAAGGGCAACAAAGGUAAAACAGGCGUGAUCAUCGCAGCCUACAUGCACUACAGCAAGAUCUCUGCAGGGGCGGACCAGGCUCUCAGUACUCUGGCCAUGAGGAAGUUCUGUGAAGAUAAGGUGUCCUCUUCCCUGCAGCCGUCCCAAAACAGAUACAUCUAUUACUUCGGGGGCCUUCUGUCGGGGGCCAUCAAGAUGAACAGCAGUCCUCUCUUCCUGCACCAGGUUCUCAUCCCAUCACUCCCCAACUUCCAGGGGGAAGGAGGUUACUUCCCCUUCCUGAAGAUCUACCAGUCCAUGCAGCUGGUCUACACUUCUGGCAUAUAUGACCUUCAGGGGACCGGAGGCAGGCGUCUCUGUGUGACCAUCGAACCUGCACUGCUGCUAAAGGGGGACAUCAUGGUCAAAUGCUACCACAGGCGAGCCCAGAGCGCAGACAGAGACACUGUGUUCAGGCUGCAGUUCCACACCUGCACCAUCCACGGCUCCCAGCUCUGGUUUGGUAAAGGGGAGCUGGACGAAGCUUGUGUUGAUGAGCGAUUUCCAUCUGAUGCCACAGUCGAGUUUGUCUUCUCUUCUGGACCUGAGAAAAUCAAAGGUCGUGAGUACCAUAAGAACGACCCGGCAGUCACUGUCGACUACAACACUGCUGACCCAUUGGUCCGCUGGGAUUCCUAUGAGAACUUCAACGAGCGAUACCAGGACAGCCUGGAAGUAGAUAUUGCCCACACCAGAGGGCCUGUAGAUGGCAGUCUGUACGCCCAGAUAAAGAAGCGUCGAGGUCCUGGCUCUGGUUCUCUCACCUCAACCAAUGGCAGCAGCCCGGCGGCAGGCUUUGAAGAGGAUAGGUCAGAUCGUCUCAUCGCUCAAGGUUCUGACUCUGCGCUCUCAGCCCAUUCCCACCAUUCCCACCAUUUGCACCAAUCAUCCGUCCACCCUGAGCGCAAGGAGGAGCCCACUCGCCCGCUGCCCCCAACCAGACAGGAAAGAGAGGAUCUUGAACGUCUUCUGGGAGGGAUAGAGGGGAACCGGGAUGGAGAACGAGAGACCGCCAUCUUGGACGAUGGAGAGUCUUUGCCGUCUGAGAGAACAGGGACGCUGAAGCUCAGUCGGUCCUGUUCUUGCCGGGACGGUUACCGGUCCCAGCGUUGUGCUGAACCCGGGUGUGACCGCACCCUCCUCAUGCCUAAUGGUUACUGCUUGGAUCGCGCUCCUGGCACCAACGGGCACCACGGGGCGACUCCUUCUGCCAGCCCAAACCCGGCUGCUCCUCCUUCCCACAUGGAUCUGUGCCAGCACUACAACCCUCACCCCCACCAGACCCUCCCACCUCCAGAUCUGGUGUGGGACCGCCAGGCUGGUCCGCCACACUACAUGCACCGCUCCUGCUCGGAGAAUCCCCCGUCUCGACACAUCUGCCCUUACCCAUCGCCGGACCUCACCCCUCACUCUCAUAACCACCCGCUCCACCACCCUCUGUCUGCCCCUGGGCGUCUCUGCUGUCGGGAAGACGACUACACUCCCUAUCAUCCCCCUCCUCCACCUCACAGCCAUCACCAUCCCCACCCUCACCACCCCAAACCCUCCACCAGCCCCACCUACCAUGACAUAAUGUUAAUUGAUGGUAUGCCGCCCCCUGGCUGCCCUUGCAGAGACUGCAGCAUCAGGAGAGAAGACUCGGCGGCCUAUCACAGCUUGAGGCUGGACCAAGGGGACGGCUUCCACUGGGACAGAGAGGCGGAGCUUCAGCAGAGGGAGGUGGGACAUAGGAGAGCAAGGGAGGCGGAGCUACCUAGAGGGUCAGAGCUCCACUGGGAGAGGGAUCCUGGGCUGAGACGAGGAAGAGAGUUGUCCCUCCACUGGGAGAGAGACAGGGAGGCGGAGCUCCUGUGGGAGAGGGACAGAGAGGCUGAAUAUUGGCACAGGAGGGCCACCGUAGCCUCCUAUGGUCCACAGGGUCACGAUCUCCCAGCCUUCACAUUUGACCCCUUGCCAUCAGGUCACCCUGCUUAUCCAGAGGCGUCGAGGUCCCACGCUCACUCCCACCUAGACCUGAAGUACAGCAGCAGCAGCAGCGGUUACCAAACGCCCCGCCAGGUGUGCCCCUGCUCGCCCUACCAGCCCUCGCCGUCUGAAAGCAGGGGCUACGCCUCGGGUUACCAGUCCGAGUCCACGUCCCCACUGCCACCGGCCUCCUCCAUGACAGGGCCAUGCAGCCAUAGCAACGGGCAAGCAGAGCAUAACCACCACCACCACCACCAUCCGGACUCGCAGCAGUCAUACGGUUCUGACUCACAUACUGACGGCCUUCGUAGUUCUGGUGAAAGUGUGGGAUGGAGGGAUCACAUUACCCAUGGUUCCUUUAAGAGGGUCCACAGAGACAACCACGCAGCAUGCUCAACGCCAUCCGACAUGUCUGGACCGCCCACUCCUGUACACACCAGCAGCCCGCUACGCACACAGGAAAGCCCCAGUCCAGGAGGAAGAGAAUACGAGAUCCGGACCACAGACAUCCUCAGCAGUGACUACGAGGCCCCCCAGUCCCAGGAGGGACACCAUCGUGCAGAUAUCAUCGCCCAGGAAUCCCUGGAAAGCCAAAGAAGCAGCACAGACCUGCCAUCGCUACCGCAGACAACCAAAGACACACAACCACACACAGCCGCACCUGUUCUACCCCAGAACCACUGCACUGCACCAGCUGACCCCUCCCUUACUGCCCCCCAACAGCAGCACUGUAGCCCAAACACGCCGUCAGCUUUGACGACCCAGAACACUUCUUCUGUUGAUUCUGCAACACAGAACAAUUCACACCAGGGACUCUACCAGGCUCCUUCAUCCCCUAUCCGUGCUUCGUCUGUACCGGAUACACACCCACAACCUGGCCCCGUCACAGUCCAGACCCCCCAUUCUUCAGAAGCUGCUGGUCUGGCGUUCAAUGUGGCACAGACAGUGCCCCAGCCUCAGAGCCAAACCCAAGCCAGACAGACCUCAGCACAGGUCAACGGACCUUCUCAACCAUCUCAAUCAGAAACCGCAAAACCAAUGACGUCGAACACAACGCCUGCCCCUGCAUCUCCCAACAUAGCUUCAUCACGACCCCCACAGCCGGCCUCUAGUAGCGGGGAGGGCUCCCCAAUCUCUGAUACCCCAGUUCCCGGCUUUGCCACUUUGGGUAGGAGGUUGAUGUUGAGUGGGUCAGAUCCCCAUCAUCUGAACCACAUCCAGCAGCACGGACCCCAACACCACCACUACCCAGGCAUGGAGCACAGCGCUGCCGGACACUCCUCUGCUCUCGACACCAACAAGAGGCCCUGCUACUCGGCUCACACCCCUCAGCUCUAUCCACCCUCCUACUCCAACUAUUCCACCAUCUCCAUCCCGCUUCCUCACCCCCAGCCACCUCUGCCAGAGAAGCGCCACCUGCCAGUCCAGCCAGGUUCCCCCAACGAUGGCGUGGGAACUCUGAGGACAGCCGGGGGACACAUGACUCCCUCAAACGGCAGCACCGCCCAGCAUCAGCACCAUGUCACGUUCUCUCCCACUGUGGGGGAGAUUGCAGCCCCUGUAGGCAAAAAUGAUGCAGUGGCGUUGGUGGAGACCGAGAACAGGGUCAGUGUGAAGUUUGUCCAGGACAGUUCGAGGUUCUGGUACAAGCCCGGCAUCUCCAGAGAGCAAGCAAUUGCAGCUCUGAAGGAGAGAGAGCCAGGAACCUUCCUGAUCAGGGACAGCAACUCUUUUCAGGGGGCCUACGGCCUGGCCCUGAAGGUGGCUACACCUCCUCCCAAUGCAAACAACCACAACAGCAAAGUGAGCGACCCUCUGGAACAGCUGGUCAGACACUUCCUAAUAGAGACGGGCCCUCGGGGAGUCAAGAUUAAAGGAUGUCAGAAUGAGCCCUACUUUGGGAGUCUGUCUGCAUUAGUCUACCAACACUCCAUCACGCCCAUCUCUUUACCCUCCACUCUCAAGAUCCCAGAAAAAGAUCUGAUAGGAGAGGUCCCGGAGGUCCUCCCUGUGAAUAACAUCAGCACGGCUGCUGACCUGCUGAAACAAGGAGCAGCCUGUAACGUCCUCUACCUGAACUCCGUGGAAACAGAGUCUCUCACCGGCCCCCAGGCCAUUGCCAAGGCAACAGAUGCCUCCCUGGGUCGUAACCCUCGCCCCGCUGCCACCGUGGUCCAGUUCAAAGUGACGUCGCAGGGCAUCACGCUGACCGACAGCCAGCGCAGGGUUUUCUUCAGGAGACAUUACCCAGUGAACAGUGUAACCUUCAGCAGCAUCGACCCUAAGGACAGGAGGUGGACUAACUCAGAGAACACGGCUGUUAAGGUGUUUGGUUUUGUAGCCAGGAAGCCGGGCAGUGUGGCAGAGAACGUUUGCCACUUGUUUGCAGAGCUGGACCCCGAGCAACCUGCCUCCGCCAUCGUCAACUUCAUCAACAAGGUCAUGUUGUCCCAGCGCCGAUAGAGGGGAGCAAGAGACGGAGGCUAGCAGACAAACAGUGGCAUGGAGAUGCUUAUAUAAAGCUUUUAAUGCAUUGUAACAGCCCAGUGCUAGUGUUUUCUGAGCCCUGACACAAAACGCUCUUUGUCCAUCAAUUGGUGUGAACACAUUUCAAAAGGCAUGAUGGGUUUUCAUUACUCUGCCUGCUCCUAAAGGGCUGUUGACAAUACAACACUACUUUUCAAUUGUUGUCAUAUAGUUAGUUAUCUUUGGAGGAACCGUGGUGAAGUAUCAAACUAAGCCAUGAUGUUAAGUGUUACAACUCCUCUCGGACAAGGAGGCCUCAGAGAAAACUUCUACAACAGUGGAUUUACAGGAACAAAAUCAAAAUGUUCUACAUCUAGGAGGGGUCUGUUUCAUAAAAAGAGAUUGAUGGGAAAGGCAGCUAUCUUGUGCCAUAACUCAGGAUUUCUGGUAUCAUGAAGCUAACUCACUUUUAAGCAGGGUAGAACACCAUAGUGACCUGGUACCAGCGAUUCAGUUUUAAACCCAGUCAGUUUUCUUACACAAAUCAGAAUCAGAAUACCUUUAUUCGUCCCACAGAGGGGAAAUUUACAAAGUGCUUUACUAUCAGUGCCUUUGUCCAAAUAGCGCCAUUGAAUAUCACAAUUACCUUUUAGACAUCUUUAAUUCUAUAUAUGACAUAUCAAAGGCCACAUCAGGAUUUAGAAAUGCCUGAAUCUGGAAGACCAGAUCAUUUGAUUCAGAAAGUCUGCUUUUUGUUGUGGUUAAUACAGCUUCAUAAUACCAGUUUUCCAGAGUAACCGAUCAAGUUUAACUCGCUUUUUUGAAACAGGCACAUGACUAAAUACAACUUUUAUAAGUGCUAUAAGGAGCUUUAAAUGACACACACAUCAGACUGUUUGAAGAUAUUACAAGAGGACUUUUCCUUGCACUGUUUUGGGGGCGAAAAGCCCGAAAAUGUUCAACCAUUAAAACAAAAGAGCCUCCUUUAAUAACAGAAGGUGUUUAUAUUCUGUUAUAAAGUGACCAAAGCCCUGAAGAUGUAAUUAAGUUUCUAUAUCUAGAGGUGUUCAGGUAUUGACACGUAUGUACAGUGCAUUUACAGCCACUCUUGCCUUCAUAAUAAGAGCUUUAAUCAUAACCGACAAUCACAUACACUUAUUACAUCGGAGCGAGAAAGAGACAUAACUCUCUGAUGAAAGUAAACAUGAAUGUGAGGUUUUUAACUUUUAACAAGUGUGUGUGCGAGGUAGUUGCCUGCGUGUGUGUGCGAGGUCGUGGCAUGCGUGUGUGUCGAGGGUAUUUCAGUAAAAAAGUCGGGUUAGGUUUUUGUUAACUUCCAUUUUUAAAGAAAUGUAUGUGAUAUGGGGGAAAAGCUUGGGAAGGACGAACAGUGUUCAGACGCACCAUUGCCGUUAAAUGGGUUUAUUCACUGCUUUACAAUUCAAUAUAAAAGAUAUUAAGUUAACAAACAGCAGUCAGGUAAAUACACACAGAGCAAAGCAGUGGCCUGAAGACAGACGUACUUAACCAAAGACAAAGCACUCUUGUAUUAAUAAGCUUUUUAUCCUGCUAUAUUUUUGUACUUAUUGCUUCUUGGUGUUUUUACUAUGCAUUUAUUUUAGUGUGUUGCCUUGAAACGUAGAAAAACACUUCUUGUAUUCCAGCGAUAAUAUAUUGUGGUCUAUUUUUUCUUGUUGAUCUCUAUAUUAUGUAGUAAUAUAUUUUCACAUGCAGCUAUAGGACCGUGUAUGAGAUAUAUAAAAAAGGAAACGUGUUUGUUUAUAAAGGACAUUAUGCUAUUUUGUAUGCCAAAAAAUGAAGAAUAGAUUAAACAGAAAUGAUGUGGUACCUAAA